CUGAGCAUAGAGGUUUUCUGCUUGUCGGAAAUGACGCAUUGUUGAUUUGAUGUGAAAGGUCACGAAAAUCUUCUCAACUUCCUUUCUUGCUAGCGGUGGCCACAGAAUAGCACCAGUGAGUGAAUUUCUCAACGAAAUAAUCUUCAACCAUCGUCAAAAAUCCGGACAUUUACAUACUUCUUAGUUGUUUUGUACCCUAAAGUAUACGUUUAAGAACCGAUUUGUUUGAUAAUUUCCCUUAAUUUGGCAUUUAUAUUGGGAAAACGGGUACGUUUAUAUAGUGUCAGCUAUCCAUAUCACUAGCGUUUCAACAUGGCAGCUUCCUUGAUAAGGUUCAUGUCGAUUCAAAACCAACAACGUUCGGUUAUGUAAAUUAUUUAAUCGGAUAACCACAGUGUACUCGGUUAAUGGCGUUCGGUUGCCUGUUUAAAUGUAAUUGCAUGAAAGUAUGCCAAAUCUCGCCCGAAUGGUAACGUUAAGAUAGCUAGCUAAAUAAACAGUGAUGGCUGUGUAGCCAACGUUAGCUAACACUAGCUAGCACCCACUUUAGUCACGACCUCAUGUAAUCUAACGUUUAAUAAAAUACUGUUUUUCGUUACAUGACUUUGCUAACUAGGUCAUGCAAUCGCGUGCAGUCACUGGUCAUCGGGUGUCCAAGCUGACGCAGUUAACUUAGCUAAUAGCAUGUAGUUGACCAACAUCCUACUGAUAUCUAGAGGCAGUGAAUAUUGUCCCACAUUGACCUGUCCAUGGCGUCUUGUCUUAGUAAUAAUGCUCGUCUUUGUUACUGUCACUUCUCUUGUCUCCCAGAGAUGGGCAAGUUCAUGAAACCUGGGAAGGUGGUGAUGGUCCUUGCUGGGCGCUACGCUGGGCGUAAAGCUGUUAUCGUCAAGGUAAGUUUGAUCCUGAGCUAUUGCUAAACGUGCAUAUUUCACAUCCAGUUUGAUUAACUACUGUGUUUGCUUGGAUAAUCAUCUAGAUCAUAAAGAGCAUCCCCUUAUUUGCAAUGUGGUCCAUAAACACUGGUAACUGAACAGCUAGUUAUAUGUUAAUUCUCUCCCUACAGAACAUUGAUGAUGGCACCUCCGAUCGCCCCUACAGUCACGCACUGGUCUCAGGCAUCGACCGCUACCCCCGCAAAGUGACCACAACCAUGGGCAAGAAGAAGGUCGCCAAGAGGUCCAAGAUCAAGGCCUUCGUAAAGGUGUACAACUACAAUCACCUCAUGCCCACCAGGUCAGUGCCAGGUGUAUAGGAAUAUAGGAUGGGAGUAAUGGUUGUUUAGGUGGCUACCUGCUGACAUGAGACUAAACUGGAGGUGACUAGCAGUAUUGCAUCCAUGCAAUAUGUCUAUAUUUUGAUGGAAUUCUGGCAGUGACCAAACUGGCAGGGAUCUAUUAAGUAGGAUGCAGUAUCAAGGAAUGUAUAGAUUGUGUACUGAAUGGACCCUAUUCUGUUGGAUGCGGUGAACUACCCUUUCACACUCCUAAGCCAUGUUGUACUGAACUGGCCAGGUUAUGCAUCCAUAUCCACCAUAGUUGCAGCAGCUGUGCUGGAAAGAACAAUCUGAGCCAGCAAAGUACAGUUUGGGUCAGCACGCUAGUGUGAAGGCUAUAGCUGUUCAACCCAUCUAAUCUCGGCUUGCAUCAAUCAGAUUUUGUCCCUACUUAGUAAACUUGGUAGGUGGCUUGGUUUGAUUUUCAUUCUUGGAAUGUUCCGAGUAGUUUAUGGGGAUAUUUUAUCCACUUGUGUUCCUGUCCUUUAUAGAAAAUUGACGUAGGGAUCUUGCUAAGUCUCUUGCUGUGUUCUCCCUGUGCUCAGAUACUCUGUGGACAUUCCUCUGGACAAAACUGUCGUCAACAAGGAUGUCUUCAGAGACCCUGCCCUGAAACGCAAAGCCAGACGGGAGGCCAAGAUUAAGUUUGAGGAGAGGUGAGUCUUUUCCCACACCAGGAACCAGACCUUGUGAGAAAUGCACUGGUUCCUUGUCCUGAUAAUAUCUGAUACAUGAUGCAAGUAGCUUAACUACUAUAGGAUAAUUAAAUGUCACAGGCUUUGUCUUUUUCAUCUCCAUUGACAACAUUUUCUGAAAUGUUUUUUAUUUCUAUCCACAGGUACAAGACAGGCAAGAACAAAUGGUUCUUCCAGAAGCUUAGAUUCUAGGCGUUCAUUGGUUUCACUAAUAAAUGUAUAAGAAAAUGUAUA
Molecule: messenger RNA, 2205 nt
Organism: Coregonus sp. 'balchen'
Lineage: Eukaryota; Metazoa; Chordata; Actinopteri; Salmoniformes; Salmonidae
Source: the annotation of a GenBank genome assembly